Entamoeba invadens IP1 is the source of this 2169-nucleotide messenger RNA. RefSeq lists its product as hypothetical. Lineage: Eukaryota; Evosea; Mastigamoebida; Endamoebidae. The record is from RefSeq and is a predicted model, not a curated record. The transcript has a single exon. Gene Ontology annotation, molecular function: protein binding. Bases 1 to 2169 code for a protein of 722 amino acids.
AUGUCUGUUCAUAUGGAGCUUCCAUUUUUGCUUCGUGUAGUAUUAGAAUUUACUAUGAAGGAGGAGCUUAUUAACUUUAUGUGUAUCAAUCACAAAUGUGAAGAUGUCAUUCGCUCUCUUAAAAUCACACCGAAAUUCAUUAAUAUCCCGUCGUAUCGAUGGUUCUUUACUCACUUUACUCCCGACACAUUAGACUGCCACUGUGUUGAUGCGUCGUUUCAAUCAUACUUAGAACAAGUCAAAUGCAUUCGGUCGCCAACACUCGUCUUCUUUGCAAAGGACAAACUCCUCACCGACGAGUUUGCCUCGAAGUUCUUCCCCAAAAUCACACGAAUUGUAUUAUACUCGUCGGAGAACAGAGCAUCACCAAAUAUCGAGUAUAUCAAAGAGGUGAAUGCAAUGGUUUUAAAGCACUCCCACGACUUCCAGAAGCUCGUUCACUUGUCCGGGGACAUCAAAACGAUCACCGAAUUUCUUGAAAGUUACACAGAAAAUGGAAAGGAGAAAUACAUCAAAUUGCCUUCGAUCAUUGUUUUAAAUUCACUGCGAGGAUAUUCAAUACAAACAAAUUACGAAGUGCUGUCGUACAUUAAGAGGAUAGAAGUCUGCGUCCCCGACAAUGGUGUCUCGCAGAUCUUUCUCAUCUCCUUUAGACAAGCGGAGAAUGAAAACGACUUCGUUGAUUUCAGAAGGGUGCAGUAUUACUAUAGAAACGUCCACAGUCGGAUGUGCACAAAAUGGAGCGACCACUUAUAUUGCGAGAAAGGUGUCGUGAACGUGGAAGGACAAGUUAAUGGAAAUGCGAUCAAUCGGACUAUUGAAAACGUGUAUCCCUAUACAGUAGAGAUGAGAUAUGUCAACACAAUUGAUCCCAAAUUUGAGUUGUGGAGUGUGCCGAUGUGUAUACAAGACUUCGUAUUAAUUAAUAGUCGAGUUGACGUCCCCGCUGUGUUUCCAAUUACAAUGCCGGGCAUCAAGACACUCAAAUUAUUCGAAGUCGAUAAUUUCAUCUUCUCCACGAACUUCGAGAACGUCGAGACAGUCGUUUUAAAGAAGUGCAUACGUGUCACCUUUGAUGAAAAAACACAAUUUGAGAAAUUGAGAGUGAUGUGGAUAGAAAGUUGCACGCUUAUAUCAUUGAAAGGAUACACAAAAACGGAAUUAGAACGAGUUACUAUAAAGGCGACGCGUUCGGUAGAUAUAGAGAAGCGCAACGACAACUUGAAAAACAUCGACUUGAUCAAUAUCAUUGAUAUCAAAAUUAUGAGUGCGAAUGCGUCGUGUGAUGUGUAUAUAGAGAACGGGAAAGCAAUUCAAAUUAGUCAACGUGUUUUUGAUCACGAAAUCACUGUUUUUGAGUCGAUACCGGACACCAACUACAAUCGAAAUGAGCGUGGAUAUAAAAUGAGGAGAUUCAUACCAAUGUCCUUGGAGUCAACUGUCGAUCAUAAUGUGAUCAGUCGAUUUGAUGACUACGAUCCGAUAUAUAAAGGAAUUGAUAUGGUCACCUCGCGCUUUUUCUCAAGUAGACUCGACACAUCUGCGCUUGAAAUCAAGGUGUUAAGGAAUAAUAAUUCUUCCUUAUUAGAUUGGGAGUACAUCGAAACAGUCACUGCGCCGGAUGGCUUACAGAGCCCAAAUUUUUUAAUUCAAAAAGUGAAAGGAGUGAGGUAUUACGAAGUUAAUGUCACGGGAGUUUCGAUCAUGUCGAUUGGUGUGAUCAAUCGAGUGCGAUACGACGAGUUUAUGGGGUGCCAUGUGGGGUGGUAUAAUAACUCGAUAGGGUAUCACAGUGAUGACGGGAAAGUGCAUUCAACGUUACUCACAAGAGACGAACGUGAUGAUGAAUUUUAUGCAUAUGGGAAUGAUAUAGGCUUUGUUAAUGUAGUUGGGUGUGGGUAUAUACAAAAGACUAAAGAAGUCUUUUUCACGAUCAACGGAAAUCUGUUGGGGAAGUACAAAAUCGAUUUUGAUGAGUUGUCUGCAGCUAUUGCGUUUGAUGUCACGAAACCAAUUACUGUCAAUUACGGGAAUCUCCCAUUCGCUUUUGAUGUGAAAAAGAUGGAAGUCAUUGAUGAAGUGAAAGACGAGAAUGAGGAUUAUAUAAAUUAUAAUAUAAAUUAUAACUAUUCUGAAAGUGACUCUUUGUCGAUGAGUGAUGACGACUAA